Messenger RNA from Vicia villosa (hairy vetch), 11226 nucleotides. RefSeq lists its product as uncharacterized. The coding region runs from base 4134 to 5051 and encodes 305 amino acids. Lineage: Eukaryota; Viridiplantae; Streptophyta; Magnoliopsida; Fabales; Fabaceae. The record is from RefSeq and is a predicted model, not a curated record. The transcript is spliced from 2 exons.
ACUGUAACACAGAGUUUCUUAUUUCUUUUGAUUAUGAAGUUUCUAACUCAGAGGUUUGAUAAUUUGAUUUUUUUUCCCCUAAAAAUAAGUAAUUAUUUGAUUUUUUUUGGAACCAAAUCCAAGAAGCUCCAUAGUAAGCUUCCUGAAAAUUUACGGUGAAAUAAAAACAUUAAAACUUUUAACAAAAUAAACAAGACUCAUGUUUUUAUUUUUUUUUAAGGAGAUUUGAUUGGUUUAAAUAAAAUUCAGCAUCCAACCAAUUCGAAUAUGUAUGCUCAUGGACAUUAAAAGAUAAAUACUACAGCAACAACGGUUAAAUUAAUUAAAAAAUAUUUUAGAAUAAUAAUUUUAAAUAUAAUUAAAAUAAUUAUUUUGUUUAUAUGAAAAUAAAAACAACGGUUAAAUUAAUUAAAAAAUAUUUUAGAAUAAUAAUUUUAAAUAUAAUUAAAAUAAUUAUUUUGUUUAUAUGAAAAUAAAGGUAAUGAUUUUUUUUUAAAAUUUUGUUUUGAAAAUUUUGAAAAGAUGUUGGAAUGAAAACAAUAGAUUUUCUUUUUGUAACUAAAACUUGUGAUGGAACGGAGAUGACGAAUAUUCUUUAUGGUUUUAAUGAUUGUGAUGUUAUUAAUUGUUUUGAAUUUAUUUUAUAAAAAAUAUUAAAAAAUGAUUUAAGAUUGUAGCGGUCUAAUUAGCCACAACCACGUAAAUUAAUAACUGUUUGAAGAUUGUGUAAUUUAAAAAAAAAAAAAUUAAUAUUAAAAUAUGCGAGGAAAACUCAUUUUUUUAAAAAAUUAUGAGCUGACGUAAAAUAUUUUUACACUAUUUAUUAACAAACCACAUGUAUCCCAUCAAAUUAUAUUUUUUAUUUUAAAACAUUAAUAUGAUUUAACAAUUUUAAAUAUUUUGAUUGAUGUGUAAUAUACACUAGCUUUGAACUCUUCUUUUAAUUAUUUGAAAUUUUUCUUUUCUUAAUUUUUUAUUUAAUAACUAAUAACUAAAUUCUUUUUCUUAUAAAAAUAACUAAAUAGAGUGAGAUAUGAAAAUCACGUUCGAAAUAUUCUUACAUAAUCAAAUAAAUAAAUAUGUUGAAAUUUGGUUUAAUUAUAAGUUUAAUGGUACUCCCUCCGUCUCACUUAUUACAUAAUCAAAUAAAUAAAUAUGUUGAAAUUUGGUUUAAUUAUAAGUUUAAUGGUACUCCCUCCGUCUCACAAUAAGUGUCAUCUUUCUAAUUUUUAUUUGUCUUAAAUUAUUUGUCCAUUUAGAAUAUUAAUGUAAUAUUUAUUAUUUCUUUUCAUUAACUUACCCUUAAUUAUUGUAUUUUAAUUCAUUUAAGUACUCCACUACCUAUUAUUAAUAAGGUUAUUUUAGUAAAUAAGACUCAUUUUAUCAUUGAAAUUAACCUAAUUAAUCAUUUUCUGUGAAAAUUUUAAAAAGGACACCUAUUAUGAAAUGGAGGAAAUAGUUGGUAAUGUACUGUGACUGUAAAAAAUUAUAACACAUUUAUUCAAUCAUAACAUUUCAAAUUACAAAAAUCAUUUAAGUGUUUUAAAAUUUACGGUCUGAUUUACAUUGUGAGUGCACCAUUUAUUUUCUCUUUAAUUAUUAUCAUUAAAAUUUUUUUGUAAUUUAUUAAAUGAUAAAUAUAUUUAUUUAUAUAUAAUUCAAAUAUAUUAUUCUUUAUUUAAUUUUUAUUUUAAAAUAAAAAACAGAGAUAAAUUUUACUCGGAAGGGUAUGGAGCCCAAUUGCGAAAAAAACAAAAAAGACAAGACCUUUUGAAAGAAAAAAUAGUUGGGUAAUUACAUUUUUUUUGGCGGUACUAGGUAAGUGAAAAGCCUUUUUCAAGUUUGUUUUUUCCUUUGGAGAUUUUCAAGUUAAAUUUGAUAAAGUAAAACUAGAUGAGUAUGAUUAUGGUGAGUUUAAACAUUGAUGUGAUACUAUUUAUUAUGUUGAGUUUAAGAAAAAUAAUUAGCAAAAUUUAGUCUUAAAUAUUUCUUUGUGUAGAUUAACAAAGAAAAGGAGCAAAAGUAAUUAAAAUUAAAUAAAAAUAAUAUAACUAUCCAAGUUUUAAUUUUGAACAAAAUAUGAACUCGAAAUUUUAAUUCAAGACUAUAUAACUAAACUAAGCUUGUAAAAAUGAUUCAUAGCUGAUAAUUUUUAAAUUUGUUGAUGACCGUCAAGCUAAAUAAACUACUUGACUUGAUUGAAUUUGCAGUGUUUUUUUAGAAUUAGUGGUUAAACUUAUUUAUACUUCCCUCUAGUCUUUAUUAUAAGAGGAACUUUAAUUUUUAGAUUAAUAGAGUGAUUAAUGUAUCUAGUCUAAAUAUAGGCCAAAUACAUUAAUCAUUUUAUAAAUUUAAAAAAUAAUUUUUUUCUUAUAAUAAGGACCAUGGAGUAUUUAAUUAGACUUUUAUUGAAGUAAUUUUAUGUUUUUCGAUUUGACAUUUUAAAAAGUAAAAUAAAUUUAUGUUGAGUUUCAAAAAUUAAAAAACUAAAAUUAAUUUCUAUUUUGAAUUAUAAAAUUUUCAAAAAGCAAAAUUAGUCAAAAACAUAAAUAAAAAUUUAUGAUAAACAUAUUUUAAUUUAAAUAAUUUGUAGAAGUAUGCCUUAGAACAUUGAAAUUUUUUUUUUAAAUAUACAGGUUUAAAAAAAAAUCAGUUUUUCAGAAAAUUUAUCAAAAUGUCUAGGUUUGGCAGCAGACCUAGGGGUAUGCGCCAAACCAUUUGGCGCAAAGGUACAAAAAGUGGUUGAAUGUGCCAUUCCAUUUGGCGCAAAGGAAGAUCCCACAUAGGUUAGCCAUUUCAAAUGGCGCCUAUGUGGGUUUUGUAUUUUUUUUGUUACAAUUAAUAAUUGAAGACCUAUUUGGACUACCGGAAACAAAUAUAGAAACAACGAUUGAAAUAAAUAAAGUCGAAAGUAAAUAAUUUUAUUAAUUUUCAUGGAAAGAUAUACCAGAAACAACAACUGAUAUAUUUAAUUCCUAAAAAACCCUAGUGUCCUUCAUCACCAUAACGCCCUUCCGUUCCGCAUCUAGGUGCUUGUAUAUUACGCCGAGGACGUGCGUUGUCGUCGCGAACCCUAGGGCCACCCCUUCCCCUUCCCCCUCCUCUUUGUGGUUCAUGUUGCGUUUGUGUAGAUGACCCUAGAAUUGUGUUGUCCUAGAUGUCACUGUCCAGGAAUUCGUCAAGGCCACCAUAAUGUCCCGGAAGCCGACUGUUGUAAAGUCGGUUACCCAAGCCCUCAAAUGUGCUAAACGGUGGUGGGGGAGUAGGGUGAGAUACGAACUCUGGUUGGUAGCACUCAGCCGCACUUGAACUAUCUUGAUAGAACCCAAACUGAUUGCUUGGUGUUGCAAACCCAAACAGGGUACGGUGGUGAGAUGAUUGUGAUAUUAAAGGGUAUCGGGGGUCAUAUUCAUCAGGUGGACCUUGAUCUAGACUGAGUUGGAGUCUUGAUAAACCAGCCUCAUUGUGCUGACUGAAUGACCUUGAGGACCCUGCCUCUUGGUAGUGGGAAGGGAGUCUAAGGCUUGAUAUUGGUUGGCCACGAGGUUGAAAAAGUGGCUGGGAAUGGGUAUGAUAUUGGUUGUCAUGUUGAUAGAGUGGUUGAGACUGAGUUUGGAACGAGUUAAAUUAGCGGUAGUUUUGUUGGUUGGAGAGGUAUUGGUAUUGGGGGUAUUGUUGUUGUUGUUGUUGUGUGUAUUGUGGUUGUUGUUGGGUGUAUUGUUGUUGUUGUUGUUGGGUUUGUUGUUGCUGUUGGGUUUGUUGUUGCUAUUGAGGUUGUUAUUGUGGGAUGAUAUAAUUUUGUCCUGGUUGUUGCAAACGUUAUUGAUCAGUGUGCGUUCGUCUUGUCCCAUAAUGUUGGAAUCUUCAGAACAGACAUUGAUCAGUGUGCGUUCGUCUUGUCACAUCACGUUGGAAUCUUCAGAACAGACACAAAUCAGUGCGUUUGACUGUAGGCGUGUUAAUAAACAGUCCGCAACAGUGAUAUUUUAGGCUACUUAAGAAUGCAACCUCUCUUUACACCCCAACACACGCAACCAAACACUUAUCCAAAACACACAGCCUAACACUUAUCCAAAACAAUGGCAUCCCCACCCUAAUACGUAGUCGAUGCCCAUCUAAACGGUGAGACAUUCAUGUCUGAAACAACUGAUUUUCUGAUGAGGAACACUGAAGUUGUUACAUUUUCGUUGAGCAGAAAAGCCAAUUUUACAUACUUCCGUAAGAAAUUAGAGGCUAAGAUUGCUAUGGGGCAUGUUGCACAAAGUUUCUACCAAUAUUGUUUUUUCCAUGACAACAACCUGGUUAAGUUUUACCAGGUUGAAGUUCAAAAUGACGAAGACCUACAAGAUAUGUUUGCUAUUCACGAAUAUUCUGGGUACGAACGCAUCGAGCUGUAUGUUACCAUACAGGUCGAUACACAACAAUCACGUGUUGUUCAAUCACAGGUUAUUGACUCACCCGUCGAAGAACAAGCAGAGGUGGAUGUUAUAGACGAAGAAGAAGAUGAACAGGAAACUGAAGUUGACGACAUGGUCAAUGAAGAAUAUGAAGACGAGCAGGACAUUUCGGUGUCUCUAGGUCAUGUGUACGAACCACAUGCACAUAUGACUAACUUGAACUUACAAGGCGACGAACCUUCAUCCAAUAUCUUCUUCACCUCGUACAUUCAAAGUGAUGAAGUGCUAAGGAAAGGAGAUAAGUUUCCUUCUAAGGAGGCAUGUCAGAGAACUAUCAAAAAAUGGCACAUGGCAAAUAAUGUUGAUUUUGAAGUAGAUCGCCCGAACCUAGAAAGAUAUAUAAUCAUUUGUAAAAACCCUGAGUGUGCAUUCAGACUGUGUGCUUCGUAUAGGAAGAGAAGUGAUGCCUGGGUCAUAGGUUCGAUUUCACAACAACACACAUGCGUGAACUCCAAUACGUCACAAGAUCAUACAAUGCUUAGUUGUGAUCUUAUCUGUCAGGAGAUCUUGCCUCUAAUCAACUGUGACCCGUCUGUGAAGGUGAAAACGAUUAUCUCGCAUAUCGUUACCGCAUACAACUAUACUCCAUCCUAGAGAAAGGCCUGGAUAGCGAAAACAAAGGCCAUUAAAAUUAUGUACGGAAAUUGGGAGGAGUCAUACAAAAAUCUUCCACAUUACGUUACUGCGCUUCAAACAUAUGCUCCUAACACCGUUUCUAUUCUAGAGACAUUGCCAGCGCAUGGCCGAAUGGAACCCGUGUCCAAGGUAAUGGAAUAUUCCACCGCGUUUUCUGGGCUUUCCAACCUUGCAUACUAGGAUGUGCAUAUUGUAAACCUAUACUGCAAAUCGAUGGAACUUGGUUAUAUGGUAAAUGCAAAGGAACCAUGUUGAUGGCUGUUGCACAAGAUGGAAACAGCAACAUAUUUCCGGUAGCAUUCGCAAUAGUGGAAGGUGAAACUGUCGCGGCUUGAAGUUUCUUUCUAAGGAAUCUUUGAGAAUAUGUUGCUCAUCAACCUGAUAUUUGUUUAAUCUCUAAUAGGCAUGCUUCCAUUGAAAGUGCUUACAACAAUCCAGCAAACAGAUGGCAACACCCACCAUCAACACAUGUCUACUGUAUUCGCCAUAUUGCCCAGAAUUUUAUGCGGGAGAUUAAGGAUAUGCACCUCCGGAAAACACUGAUCAAUGCAUGAUAUGCAUUAACACAACCUACAUUCCAACAUUAUCGGAGUGAAAUUGUAUUGUCAAAUCCUGAGGUGGGAAGUUGGAUUGAUAACCUAUCCAGUGAGAAAUGGACCAGGGCUUUCGACAACGGCGUGCAAUGGGGCCACAUGACACCAAAUCUAGCCGAAUCCAUGAAUGGUGUUUUUAAGGGCAUUCAAAACCUUCCAAUCACUGCACUGGUGGAGUGUUGUUAGAGAAUUAAGUCAACUGUUCAACGAGAGUUGCAUGAAAUUUAUGAAAGAACAAUCAACGAAGGCCAACAGCCAUCAUGUAACUUCUUUCGAUCGAUUCAACCGCACCUUCGGUGUUCGAGAAACAAUUGACCACAAUGAAGGAAUGCCGAGACAACAAUAUCGGGUUCUACUAGAUGAUCAGUGGUGCGACUGUGGAAAGUUCCAAGCAUUUCGUAUGCCUUGCUCACAUGUUAUAGCAGCAUGUGCAUUUGCGCACCGAGGCGCAUUAUCAUUACUAUCUCCAAUUUACAAGGCAGAGACAUUGCUCCAGAUAUACAGCGCUGCAUUUCCAGUGGUAGCGAAGGAGGAUUACUGGCCUGAGUAUGAUGGGGAGGUAGUUUGGCAUAAUGACACGAUGCGACGAAAUAAAAAGGGUCGUCCCAACAGUACUUGCAUUCGAAUCGAAAUGGACGUGCAUGACAAAAUGGAAAGAAAAUGCAACAUUUGUCGUCAACUAGGCCACAACAAAAAGAAAUGUCCUAGCCGUGGGACAACCUCAUCACAUGUUUAAUCAACUUUGUAACAUAUUUUUACGAUAAUGUAUCGACUUCGUGUAUCGAUUUUGUAACAUAUUUUUUAUCAAUGAACUCUACUUUAUUAAACGGCGGAAUCGACAACACAAACAUUAAUUAGGGUUAAUAAUAAUUAUACGAAAUCGGCGUAUCGGGAAAUUUUACGAAAAUCAAAGACCGGAAUCGAAAACUUUGUCCGAAUUGAAACAAAAUGGGGUAUUUUUUUAAAAAAAUAACCCAAACACAUAGGAGCCAUUUCAAAUGGCGCCUAUGUGUGAACAACACAACCAAUGCGCCAUUCCAAAUGGCUUGCCCUAUUCCCCAUAGUGUUUGCUCCAUUUGAUAUGGCUAGGUCACAACCAAUGCGCCAAAUGGUUUGGCGCAUACCCCUUGGGUGUCUGUCAAACCUAGACAUUUUGGUAAAUUUUGUGAAAAAAUGGUUUUUUUUUUGUAUUUUUUUUAUUAAACAUGGUUAUUUAAAUUUUUUUCUAGAACAUUACUUAAUAAAGAGAAUGAAAUCAUAUUGUAAGACAGUUAGAAAUUAAAGUUGUAUAAAAUUGAAAAGUAGUAAAGGUCGACUAAGGACGUCAAUCUCAUAGUGGCGUAGUACGACAUAUGCGACAAUAGCGAAUGUGUCACUGACGUUCACGAUUGCAAGUGAAUAAAGAGGUAUAAAGGGUUAAGAGUUGUGGGAAGUGGAAUCUGGAGAAUCAAAAUUUACCACCGACAAAUGUUUUAAUUUUAGUGAGUUUUAGAAGAUGAGGAAGAGCAAAGACUUGGAGAUGAAGAUUUUAUAAACUAUAGCGAAGAAAAUUGAGUUUGAGGCGACGGUUCCUACUAUGGAUACUAGUAGUAACGAUGGAAUGAAUACAAAGAAAUUUGAUUAUCAUUUUACUUGUGAUAAGGUAAAUAAGGAGAUUGUACCAUCUCAAAGACAUGAUUAUGCUAACCUUUGUAGAUAUGUUUUGAAUGUGGAUGAAGGUUGCAAAAUUCCGAAAUAGAGACCUUCAUGGAAGUAUUUGAAAGUCGAUGGAGUAAAAAAUGGUUGAAGAACGAUACUUAUGGGCUGGAUAUAUUGACUGAGCAGGAAAAAGGUGAUGGAAAGCAAGUGGAUGCAAAUGAAAAAAAAUCAAGGUUCAAGCGUAACUUGAGAUUAAGGUUGUUGAAUAAUGAUUUCAACAUAGUAGAGAGCAUCAAAAUGAUUGAUCAAAUUUGCAUCACAACGAUUUCAAAUCAAUGCAUAAAAUCGUAGAAGUAUGCCUUAAAACUUUAAGUGAUUAAGAAAAAGAAAAUCGUAUUUCGAGACUGUUAGAUAUUAAAGUUACAGAAAGUUAAAAAGCAGCAUAAAGAUUGAUGAAGGACAUCUUAACCAUGAUUUGGUGGACACGUCAACAACCAAAAGAAGCUCAAUAUGUGGCGGAGCUCUGGAGGCGGGCGACAAAGGGAGGAAAGGGUCCAGGCAAUGAGUCGUCCUUGGGCAUUAGUCUAAUUUUGGCGAUUUGCGGGUACUAGACUUGGACGUUUUUGUUCGUGAAUCCAUCAUUGGUGGAUCUUGAUUUGGACCGUUAUAAAUCUAUUGGAUUUCAAUAGUUAUGAAUACGUGUCUCUAUCAUCUUUUUAAAAUAACCUUUAAACGAUAGUCUAAAAAUAAAGGGUAGAUACAUUAAUCUUAAUUUGAAAACUUAGCGAUCCAAGGGUAGAAAUUCCUUGGAGUUCUUUGAAUUUGAGAAACCUUUUGCGAGAGAGAGAGAGAGAGAGAGAGAGAGAGAGAGAGAGAGAGAGAGAGAGAGAGAGAGAGAGAAUAUUUUCUUUGAAAUUUAUAUUUCUAGAAAUAGUUAUAAAGUGACCAAUCGUUAGUUGAUUUAGUGGUGAUUGGCGCUGAACAUGGUAGGGAGAACCACGGUUCGAUCCCCCGCAACUACGAUUGGGAGGGGCUGGAACCACUUGAAGUUAUAAUUUAUUAAAUUUAUUCUCAUGAAAAUAUUAUAUUCUCAUCCUUUAAGCCUUGGAAUAAAAAUAAAUAAGAUUUCCUGAAAUAAAAAAUACCUUAAUUUAUUUUAUAAAAUUUGAAUCAAACAUGAGAAUAUUGCAUUCUCAUAACCAUAUUCUACGGAAUAUUUUCUUGGGAAAAACUAACAUGUGCCCCAAGGGCACAAGUUAUUGAGAACGCGUGCAUUCAAUGUAUCGAAAUCUUAAAUAUGACUUUAUUGCAUUUAAUUAUAUUUAACUUUUUCCAAUUAUAGUAUCUUUAACAUGUGCCCUUAGGGCACGUGUUAGCAUGACCCUAUUUUCUUAUACCUUGAAACACCACCAAGUAUCAUCACUAACCAACCACGAUGAUCAUUGUUAACCAACAUUAUUACUAUCACCAACCACCGCACUAAUCACCACCACAACCAACCAUCAUUUCAUCCACUUCCGAUCACCAAUAUAAGCAACACUGACUCUCACCUUAACUACCAUUUAACUACCAUCGUAAACUACUAUCUACCAUCAUCAUUGACCGCCACUCCAACAACCACAUAUCAAUGGUAUAUCUAGCUCUGAUUCACCUAUUUGACCAUUAGUAACCACUACAAAUUACCGCAUUAAUAAUUGUUUUGAUCACUAUAACCACUAUUUGAUCACUAGCAAUCACCAGUCUAACUUAAAUUCGCCAAAAACGACCACUAUUAUCAAAAUUACUAUAAAAGAAAUACAUUAUAUAUUUGUAAGAUUUAAACUUCAUAAUGUAAAUUGUGUUGUGAAAACUCUAACAAUUCAAAUAAAUUUAUUGAUAUUUUUAAUGACACCAAUUUUUUUUGAUGUGUGACACAAAAAAUAAUAAUUGUGGCUGUUGAAUAUUAACUCGAUAUGUGUCCUUUCAACUUUAAAAUUAACUAGUUUUUAUGGAAAAAAACCUAAAAUAAUAAUAAUUUAUCUGAAAAAUGAAUACAAAUCUCAUAAAAAGGAAAACUACAAAUAUGAAGAAAAAAAACUUGUUAUAAUAAUGUAUAUUAUAAGAAAAUAACAAAAUAAUGAUGCUGUUACAUGUUGAAUCCUGUAUGCCUGUUUAUAAUUUUGUAAAAGUAUUAUUUUUAUUGAAUCAAACAUUACUUUUUUUAAUAUGUGUGUAACAACUUUAAAAGAUUUUUAUUUUAAGACGGAGGAAGUGUUGAGAAUCAAGUGUGAGUGUGGAUAAUAGUCCCACAUUGGAAAUGUGUGUGGUGACUUGAGCAUAUAUAAGUGGGAGAACCCACUCACCUAUCACCUUAAGGUUUUAGGUGGAGAAGUGGUGUCUCUCCCACAAAGGUGUUUUGCUCAAAGGAAUGUCCCGGAAAUUAUCAAUGCUCCCGAACUCGACCCUCCCCCGAUGUUGCGCUAACAAUGGUAUCAGAACCUGGUUCGAGAAAAAAGGGACCGGCAAAAACUUGUAAGACUCACACUUGAGGGGGAGUGUGGAAAUGUGUGUGGUGACUUGAGCAUAUAUAAGUGGGAGAACCCAAAUAAAUACCUGUUAAACUAUUUUAUCUACUUAGGUAAUGGAAGAACAACAACAUAAAAAACUGAGAAAUCUUCAAUCUGUUUGGAGAUGCUUAAGGUGUGGAUUAAUGUUAAACCUAUCACUUGCCUACAAUCUUUGCAAAAUUCUGUUUGGAGAUGCUUAAGGUGUGGAUUAAUGUUAAACCUAUCACUUGCCUACAAUCUUUGCAAAAUUGAUUUGUGAAUUAUUAAUCUGUACGGAGUCGAAUGGAGACAAAUUCUAAAGAAUGCUUCUGUGAAAAGUCUGAAAAAGUUAAACACAUAUUAAUACUAUAUAAUAAAGAUUAUAUAGAAAUAGAAAACUUGAAAAUCUCCGAAGUAAAAAACAACUUUAAAAGAUUUUUAUUCAAACAGACAUUAAUGCUAUAUAAUAAAGAUUAUAUAGAAAUAGCAUACAAAUGUUUAAAUAACAAAAUCAAUAUUUUUUUUUUUACAAACAAAAUCAAUAUUUUUAAAAAAUUAUAUAUUCAUUGUCUUAGGAGACACAAUAUUGCUAUGUAUAAGUCAUUGUAUUUUCGGUAAAAAAAUUAAUUACUUUUAGUAUUAGAAAAUCAAAAGUGUAAAAAAUAAAUGGUAUCAAAACUUGUUAAUUGUCAGAAGACGUUUAUUCAUGCUUGAUCACUUUAUUUGAAAUAGUUUUGAAAGUUGUCUGUCUCAGAAUAAAACCUCUAAUACUCAAUUUCAUCAGUGGAAAAACUCCUUUCAAGUCCAUACAUGUAUGUUUUCCUUCUACUCACCCAUACAUUAGAACAUGUGCUGGCCUAAAAGUCCAUCUCCCCUGUAGUCUUGUUUAAAAAUAAAUUUAUUAGAUAGAUAAUAUAUCUGAUCUAUAAAUUAAUUAUUUAAUAUAUUAGAUUUUUUUUCUUAUAAAUGAUAAUAGAAGGAAUAUAAAACAUCAAAACAAAGAAGAAAUAAUAGAGGUUGAAAGGUCUUGUCUUGUCAUGCCAAAAACUGUCUUAACAACCAAAUCAUUUUUUCUAAACAAUAAUCUUUUAUGAUGUUAUAUUUUCUUUUUAUUAAAGAAAUUAUCAUAUUUUUUUUAUUAAAGGGAGGGCCUAAGUCCAUCCAAUUACAAACUACUAACUUGAGGUUGUUGGCUAGCUUCAGCCAAUUCUGUGGGGUCAAGUAUCAUAUCUUGGAAAUCACUAAUAUUAAGUAGUUUAAAUUUUAGAUAUUUCUUUAUCAUAUUUAAUCAUAUAUAUUAAGUAGUUUAAAUUUUAGUUAUUUUCAAUUGAUAUUCUCAGCAAAAUAAUCAAACAAUAAUUAAUUUAAAUUGUUGAG